Molecule: messenger RNA, 2961 nt
Organism: Pogonomyrmex barbatus (red harvester ant)
Lineage: Eukaryota; Metazoa; Arthropoda; Insecta; Hymenoptera; Formicidae
Gene: yata
Product: N-terminal kinase-like protein yata
Biological process (GO): protein phosphorylation
Molecular function (GO): protein kinase activity; ATP binding
Source: RefSeq, a predicted model, not a curated record
ACGAUAUCUCGACCUCUGGAGAGCGAGAACAAUCGUCUCCCUCGGUGUUUCCUCCGCGAUGUAAUCGAGCAGAUGACCGAGAGGCCGAGUACAUGAGGAAAAAAAGUCGACGUGUUUGCACAUGCGAAUAAGCGGAUUUAAUCACUUUUGCAAAGAAAACAGAUAUGAAUGUAUAACAAUAGACCACGAAAGGGGAAAAUUGAGUUUUUCCAAGAGGUAUCGAGCGAACAGUGUUCUUUUCUUUCGGCUCGUCCUUCGAUUAUCUUGCUCGAAGAGAAUUUAUUACGAGUAGUGCCGAACGCGACAUUCCGGCGAUUUCUGAUUUCCGUGUGCCUAUCGAUCGCGCUUCCGAUGCGCGACGAACAAAGCGAGUUUUGUACCUUUAUAGUUUUGAUGCAGUUCCGGUGUCAAUUGUACGUCAAUGAUACAUCACGUUGAGAGCUAAGUCUGUAUGUACGAAUAAAGGUGUAUAUUAAGUUCCGCGAUGUGGUCUUUCUUCUCGAGAGAUCCUGCCAAGGAUUUUCCAUAUGAAAUUGGAGAACCCAUCCCAGGCUUGGAAAAUAAAAGUAUCUGGACGAUACAUAGAGCUAAAAGAAAGGGUACCACAACAGGUGAGGAUGUCUCGGUUUUUGUCUUUGAUGUUAAAAACGGAGGGGAACAACAGUUGGACAUUGCUCGUUCAGCAGUCAAGAGGCUCAAAACACUCAGACACCCAAGUAUACUUGCAUACCUCGACAGCCUCGAGACUGAUAAAAUGGUUUAUUUAGCUACAGAACGUGUUGAACCAUUGUAUAAUCGUUUGACACAGAAAUGCAACUCUGAAAAUGAAUCCAAAAAGGAGUUGUACUUUUCCUGGGGUAUAUUUCAAAUCACAAGGGCACUUAACUUCUUAAAUAACGAUGGGAAUUUACGACAUAAUAAUGUGAAUCUGUGGACAGUUUUUGUUAACGAAGAGAGUGGUGAAUGGAAACUUGGUGGGGUUGAAUACAUGACAGCUGUGGACACGCUGUAUAAUCUAUUACCUGCUACUUUCCAAGUGUAUCAACCACCAGAAGCUAAAGAGAAUAUGAAACCGGCAACUAAAUGCUCAGUCGAUAUGUGGGGACUUGGCUGUCUCAUCUGGGAAACAUAUAAUGGUACCCUUAACACCACUUCACAACUUAAAAUCACAGGUCAAAUUCCUAAGCAAAUAACGAUGGUAUAUCGGGAGCUGACAGGAGCUAAUCCAGAAGGAAGACCGAAUCCUGCGGAUGUGAUAGCGCGUUGUCGCAGUAACGGCGGUUUCUUCAAAAACAAUCUAGUCGAUGCUCUGUUAUUCUUAGAGGAAAUUCAGAUGAAGGAGAGGGGCGAGAAAGGACGAUUCUUCUCACAAUUGGCAGCACAGUUGGAUUCGUUUCCCGAUGGCGUUGGCAGAUACAAGAUCCUGCCACAAUUACUAGCUGCUUUCGAAUUCGGAGAUGCUGGAAGUGCCGUGUUACCACCGUUGCUGCAACUGGGAUCUCAAUUACCCGAUGCUGAGUAUCAGCGUCGUGUAGUACCCUGCGUUGUUAAAUUAUUCGCGUCAAAUGAUAGAGCGACAAGAUUACGAUUGUUACAACAAUUAGACCGAUUCGUCGAUCAUUUGCAAUCGGCUACCGUUAACGAAGCUAUUUUUCCUCAGGUAGCAAGGGGCUUUCUCGAUACAAACCCGGCAAUCAGGGAAGAAACGAUAAGAUCGGUCGUACAUUUAGCGCCAAAGUUAGAUUAUAAUAAUCUUAACGUCGAAACUUUAAGAUAUUUUGCGAAACUUCAGUCAAAGGACGAACAAGGCGGUAUUCGCACAAAUACCACAGUUUGCCUUGGAAAAAUUGCUCAACAUCUUCACCCUCAGAUAAGACAGAAGGUAUUGAUUGGCGCGUUUAUCCGUGGAACUCGUGAUUCUUUCCCUCCAGCUAGAAUUGCGAGUAUAUUGGCUCUGGCUGCAACGCAGCAAUAUUUCUUGCUGCAGGAAGUCGCAAAUCGCAUUCUACCAGCUCUGUGUCCACUUACCACGGAUGUGGACAAAGGUGUACGAGACAACGCAUUUCGUAUUAUUAGAGGUUUUUUAUCAAAGCUCGAGACAGUCUCCGAAGAUCCUGGUCUUCGCGAAUCAAUGGAGGCGGAUGUGAAUACGGCGACACCCAGUCUCAGCAACGCCGCAGCGACAUGGGCCGGAUGGGCUGUUACAGCGGUUACAGCGAAAUUUUAUCGCAGCCAGUCAGACACACCGAAAUCGUCAAAUGCUCAUAGCACAUCUAGGAUCUUGUUAAACAAACCUGCUUCCUUAGAACAAGCCAGCAGCUCCCAAAGCAGCGCCAGUACUACUGCCACGACGAGCAGCGCGACAAGUAUGACUUCCCUCGAUCCUGAUCACGAGCACGAUACGCAAAACACGCAAAAUACCAAUUCCGAUUGCGAUUGGGAUUGUUGGGAUGCCGAUAACUGGGGAGACAUGGAGCAGCAAUCUACCACUGCACCGUCGGUGCCAUUAAAUCCAGCCAGUAGUAUAUCGUCAUCCGGCCACUCCCCUAAGGCUAACGAACAGUGGACCAGUCUUGAGGAGGAACCGGAAGAAGAAACAACCCAAGGUGUUCAAGAUAAAAAUGAUUCUUCCGAAGUAGGAUGGGAAGACUCAGAGUUUCAGUCUCUCGAGGAUGUUCAGCCCUUAGAGCAGCCAAACAUUCCUAGCGGAAACAAUAAAUACGAAGAAGCAAGGAGAAAGAGAGAGGAGCGCAAAUUGGCUAGACAAAGGCAGAUGGAAGCGAAACGUGCGGUGAAAUUACGAACCAAUCCAGCAGCAAAGAAGAUUUAAGUAAACCAAGUAAAUGCGCCGUAUGUUAAUCAUUUUAUUGUACAUUAAGCAAAUUAAAUAUUACGAGAAUAAUACAAUGAAAGUAUUUUCUGUAAAUCUUAUCUAAUGUAAGAAAGAAGUUAAUCCAAAAA